CAGCUUCGUAGCUGGAUUGGGUGCUAACUAUGAGAACUGCUGUGCUAUGGAAUACAGAUUUGUGAAUUUAUAUAGCUAAAGGUUGCUUGGAGGAAUGCUUUCCUAUAAAGAGAGAUUUUAAAAGCCAGGUUUCUAACUGUAAAGAUGCAAAAACGUAAUAUCCAUGAAGAUCCUAUUACCUAGGAAGAAUUUGACAUUUUCCUGUGAAUGCUGUAUUGGGAUUUAUUUAUUCUUGGAGUGUUCUGCAUGGCUGGCAAAGAAUAAUGUUCCAAAAUCGGUCCAUCUCCCAAGGGGUCCAAUUUUUCUUCCUGGGUGUCAGCAAGCCCUGACUCACUACAGUGCAGCUGACAGGGGCUGUCAUGCUUGUGGCACCCUAACCAAAAACAAAAGACCUAAGGACGACCUUUGAACAACACAAAGAAUGGGUAUGUUUUUUUCAUUUUUUUUUUUUUAUAUACAGUGCAUAGUCUGCAUAGAACCAGCUUCAAUUACUGUAUAGACCUACCUUGAUGUGAUGAUUUAUUAUUAUAGUUAAAUUGUCUAGGGAUUACAUUUUUAAACUUAUUUUACAAUAUAUACAAAGGUUUUUUUUAAUUGAGUAAAAGAAAAUAAUGUACAGAUUAGUUGUCGAGCUAGGAAUUUUUACAUGAUUAUAUAAAUUAAUAUUUUAGCAUGAUUGGGAAAACAAUGACUGAUCUUUGGAGGGAUAACUUUUCUAAGCUGUUUUUAUUUCCAGGUUUCAAUGUAAUUAGGCUACUGAGCGGAUCAGCUGUAGCUCUGGUAAUAGCCCCUACUGUAUUACUGACAAUGCUUUCUUCUGCCGAACGAGGAUGCCCUAAGGGCUGUAGGUGUGAAGGCAAAAUGGUAUAUUGUGAAUCUCAGAAAUUGCAGGAGAUUCCCUCGAGUAUAUCUGCUGGUUGUUUAGGUUUGUCCCUUCGAUAUAACAGCCUCCAAAAACUAAAAUACAAUCAGUUUAAAGGUCUUAAUCAACUCACCUGGCUCUAUCUAGACCAUAACCACAUCAGCAAUAUUGAUGAAAAUGCUUUCAAUGGAAUACGCAGACUAAAAGAGUUGAUCUUGAGUUCCAACAGAAUCUCCUAUUUUCUUAAUAAUACCUUCAGACCUGUGACAAAUCUCCGGAAUUUGGAUCUGUCAUACAACCAGCUGCAGUCUCUGGGAUCUGAACAGUUCAGGGGGUUAAGAAAGCUGCUGAGUUUACACUUGCGAUCCAAUUCUCUAAGAACCAUCCCUGUUCGAAUAUUUCAAGAUUGUAGGAACCUUGAACUGUUGGACCUGGGUUACAAUCGGAUCCGAAGUUUAGCAAGGAAUGUCUUUGCAGGCAUGAUCAGACUGAAGGAGCUUCACUUGGAGCACAAUCAAUUUUCUAAGCUCAACCUGGCACUUUUUCCAAGGCUAGUCAGCCUUCAAAACCUUUAUUUACAGUGGAAUAAAAUCAGUGUGAUAGGACAAACGAUGUCCUGGACCUGGAGCUCAUUACAAAGGCUUGAUUUAUCUGGCAAUGAAAUAGAAGCUUUCAGUGGACCUAGUGUUUUUCAGUGUGUGCCCAAUUUACAGCGCCUCAACCUGGAUUCAAACAAGCUCACAUUUAUUGGUCAAGAAAUUUUGGAUUCUUGGAUAUCUCUUAGUGACAUCAGCCUUGCUGGGAAUAUAUGGGAAUGCAGCAGAAACAUUUGUUCCCUUGUAAACUGGCUAAAAAGUUUUAAAGGGCUGAGGGAAAAUACAAUUAUCUGUGCCAGCCCCAAAGAGCUGCAAGGAGUGAAUGUUAUUGAUGCAGUGAAAAACUACAGCAUCUGUGGAAAAAGUACUACAGAGAGUUUUGAAUUAGCAAGAGCUCUCCCAAAGCCAACAUUUAAACCAAAACUCACCAGGCCUAAACAUGAGAGCAAGCCCCCUAUGCCUCCAACUAUAGGAGCUACUGAAUCCAGCUCAGAACCUGAGCAUGACACUGAACACAUCUCCUUUCAUAAAAUCAUAGCAGGGAGUGUAGCCCUUUUCUUGUCUGUGCUUGUGAUCCUGCUGGUAAUCUAUGUGUCAUGGAAGCGUUACCCAGCCAGUAUGAAGCAGCUGCAGCAGCGUUCUCUCAUGAGAAGGCACAGGAAAAAGAAAAGACAGUCACUGAAGCAAAUGACCCCAAGUACGCAGGAAUUUUAUGUAGAUUACAAACCUACCAACACUGAAACCAGUGAGAUGCUGCUGAAUGGAACAGGACCCUGCACAUAUAACAAAUCAGGCUCCAGGGAAUGUGAGAUACCUUUAUCUAUGAAUGUUUCAACAUUUCUAGCAUACGACCAGCCAACAAUAAGUUACUGUGGCGUACAUCAUGAACUUCUUUCUCAUAAGCCCUAUGAAUUGAAUGCACAGGAAGAAACAAUGGAAACACACCUAGAGACUGAUCUGGAUUUGAGCACAAUAACAACAAUAGCACGAAUCAGUGAACACAAUCAGCCACUGGCAUAA
Alligator sinensis (Chinese alligator) is the source of this 2478-nucleotide messenger RNA. RefSeq names its product leucine rich repeat transmembrane neuronal 3 (gene LRRTM3). NCBI's taxonomy places the organism in Eukaryota, Metazoa, Chordata, Crocodylia, Alligatoridae. Gene Ontology annotation, cellular component: plasma membrane. Gene Ontology annotation, molecular function: protein binding. The transcript is spliced from 2 exons. Bases 673 to 2478 code for a protein of 601 amino acids. The record is from RefSeq and is a predicted model, not a curated record.